Molecule: messenger RNA, 2211 nt
Organism: Branchiostoma floridae (Florida lancelet)
Lineage: Eukaryota; Metazoa; Chordata; Leptocardii; Amphioxiformes; Branchiostomatidae
Product: sperm-associated antigen 16 protein-like
Exons: 18
Coding region: 21-1868 (615 amino acids)
Biological process (GO): axoneme assembly
Cellular component (GO): axonemal central apparatus
Molecular function (GO): protein binding
Source: RefSeq, a predicted model, not a curated record
CGUUGUUCUUCAGAAACAAAAUGGCGGACGUAGAGGCUCCCGACGACAGUGCCUACUAUUUGGACCAGGUCACCAUCACAGAGGACCUGGAUGAUGAUUACCAGUAUGAGGAGGUGUCUGUGGAUGAGGAGACCAUCGCUGAAGGCGAUGAGGACUUGGAUGCUGCAGUGAGAGUGAUAGAAGAGGCAGCACAGGAUAUAAGGGCUUCACUGCGUAGAGAGGGUGUUCCUGGUCCUGCUGUUAUCGAGCGUCCGGAGGUGGUGGAUGAUUUCGUAAGGAACUAUCUCCUAAAGAUGGGGAUGAGGAAGACUCUGGAAUGCUUCCAGACAGAGUGGUAUGAACUUCAACAGAAGGGUCUGCUUAAGGAAGAGGAUGUACAAACAGUUCCAGAUGUUUAUUCCAGGAACCAACAGCUUGAUGACCAUGUUAAACUUCUCAGGAAGGAGGUGGACAAGUUCAAGGAUGCUGCCAACAAAGCCAAGGACAUGUACGUGAAACUGCGUAAAGAGAGAGAUUUCCACCGAAUGCACCACAAGAGGGUUGUACAGGAGAAGAACAAGCUGGUAACCGACAUCAAAAGGCUGAAGAAACACUACGCCUCCUACGAGCCCACCCUACGCCAGCUGAAGCACAAGUAUGAGACAGCCAUGAAGGAGAAGAUGUUGUCUAAACUGGAGAGGGACAGGGCUGUGGGACAGGUCAGUGGUCUCCAGGCCACCUUGAAGAAUAUAGAGACAGGCAGAGGAGAGACAGUCUUUCUUCAAGGAGUCCAUAGUUCCCGUGAGUUGGCGAAGGCCGGGAUAGGGCCCACACAGCAGAGCCUGCGUGAGGCUAGGAACAUCGAGGGUCUGCCAGGGUACGAUCCCAGUAAGGAUCCUACCAGGGGCGAAUUCAAGAGACAUCCCAAAGAUACAGAGUUUCCACUGGACAACAGAGUCAACCCCUACUUGACCAGUCAGAAGACACCCACUGGUCAUCUGACCAGGACCGGAGGCUUCCGACUGACCAACACCCUGCAUGCUCACCAACUGGCCAUCAGCAAUUUGGCCCUACACCCUCGUAAGGAGAUUUUGGUCACCACAAGUGAUGACCACACCUGGAAGAUGUGGGCCAUUCCUAACGGUGACAUCAUCAUGACUGGGGAGGGUCACGAGGACUGGGUGUCUGCAGCUGACUUCCAUCCAAGUGGUACCAAGCUAGCCACUACUGCAGGUGACAGUACAGUAAAGGUGUGGGACUUUGCCAAGACUGAAUGUACCGUCACAUUCGCAGAACACACACAUGCAGCCUGGGAUUGUGCUUGGCACUGGACUGGUGACUUCCUAGCGUCCUGCUCCAUGGAUAACACAUCGAAGGUCUGGGACCUGAACAGCGAGCGAUGUCGCUACACUCUACGCGGGCACGCCGACUCCGUGAACAGUAUCACAUUCCUGUACUACUCCAACACUCUCUGUACUGGCUCCGCGGACAAGACCAUCUCUCUAUGGGAUGCCAGAACUGGACUGUGCGCUCAGACCUUCUAUGGCCACAUGCACUCUGUCAACAAUGUGACAUUCAACCUGAGGGGUGACACCAUAGCGUCCUGUGACUCGUACGGUGUACUGAAGCUAUGGGACGUGCGGGCCAUCGCUACCAUCACCAGCGUGGACCUGGGGCCGCACCCAACCAACAGGGUGGCCUUUGACCCCUCUGGCCAAGUUCUUGCUGUUGCUAGUAACGAUGGAACAGUGAAGAUGUUUGAGGUUGGGUCUGGACAGGUCAGCUCUCUAACCGGACAUGAAGACGCAGUGCAGGCGGUUGUGUUCGACAGGAAAGGAGAGUACCUGGUGUCAGGCGGCUCAGACGGGACUGUUCGCAUCUGGUCGUAAUCUGAACACCAGGAGUUGCGCUGAAAACCUUGUAUACAUUUGAAAGAUUUAAAACUACUGUUGUCAUGCAGUCAUAUUACAGUGUGUGAUAAUUUUGAAAACCUUUAUUUGCAUACUAUAGCAUUAUGUUAAUUUGCGCUCUCAAUUAUGGCACUUAGAUGGUGACUUCUGUUGAACACCUUGAUGUGGUAUAGUGUGAAAACAUAGAAAUGCAAACUAAAAACAAAGAUGUAGAUAUUUCACAGACAUGCAGCCAUUCUCUUAUUGGUUGAACAACUGAUUGACAUGCUAUCAAACCAGGUUUUGCUUUUGUUGGCUAUAAAUAUUGCACACUUGGCUCAGA